CCGCCGACGACGCUACAACCAUGUUUUCAGGUCCAGGUCCGGCGACGGAGGAGGAGGGCAUAUGGUUGUCGCUCGCUCGGUCGAUCCCGAGCUUGCCAACUUUGCAGCGGGGGCUAGGUGUGACCGCCUUUCCCUGCGCCCUUCGCGGGGUCGUGCGAAAACGGAAGGUGGAGUUCGGGAGGCGAAUCGGGCCAAGUGUUCCAGCAGGUGCAGCCUGAGAACAGCGGCGAGGCUAGCAGAGGCGGCCUCGGAAUUUUCGUUUCUUAGAGCAGUCUCGAAGAGGGAGAGGAGGGAGAGAGAGCGAGAGGCUGAGGGUUGGCGGGGGUGCUGCAGCGACAAGGGUUCCAGCUCUUACAGUUUUUUUUUUUUUUUUUUGUGUGUAGUACGUAGUGAAGCUGUUGUCAGUGCAGUGUUUCAGUCUUGAUUUCCUGUCAUUCGAAGUCGGUUCGUUUUUGCGGCGGUUUGCUUCCGGAGAGGUCAAUAGUUGAACUUUCCAGAUCUGCUCCAAGGCGGUGUCCGACGCUCCAAUUUUUAGGCGUCUUCUCCUGAAGCCGAUCAGUAGUCGAGAUCUCAUCGGCGUUUUCUUAUCUUCUAUCUACUUCCUGAUUGCCUGCCGUUGGCUAUAUUGGUAAAGGCAUGAUUUAUUGUACAGAUCGAGGCCAUUUUCUUCAUUGAAUGCUCUUUGCUACCGCCUGCGCUCUCCUUUUCGAUUCUGCCCUUGGAACCAGAGCUUUGCACUUGCCGUCUUAUUCCACCAGGACGCAGCAAAUUGUUGGUUUCUUCAUGUGCGUGAAGUGAUAACAUCACUGCCCAGGGUGGACGACGGCACUCGGCGGUUUUGACUUUCUCAAAACUUGUGUGCAUUGAGAGAAGCUUGUGAUCUUGGAUGCGAGCCAGAAGUUUAGAGGAAACUACUUAAAGGUGUCUAGCUGAAGAACAUAUAAUAUUGCGGAUUAAAGUCUGCAAGAAAGGAAGAGACAACACAUUUAUUUGGUGUGGUAAGCCUCACCUUUCAAACCCUUCGUCCACACUAAGGCACUUAAAAGGUAAUCUGUUCUAUCGACUACAUUGCAAAGACUUGAAGAUCUCUUAUCUCUAACCGAGGUUAAGAAGGAAUAUAUUGC
Messenger RNA from Physcomitrium patens, 1124 nucleotides. The record is from RefSeq and is a predicted model, not a curated record. NCBI's taxonomy places the organism in Eukaryota, Viridiplantae, Streptophyta, Bryopsida, Funariales, Funariaceae.